This is a messenger RNA of Ilex paraguariensis (yerba mate), 1318 nucleotides long. NCBI's taxonomy places the organism in Eukaryota, Viridiplantae, Streptophyta, Magnoliopsida, Aquifoliales, Aquifoliaceae. The record is from the annotation of a GenBank genome assembly.
AAAAUAUCUGACAGGUUGUUAGAUGCUUUAUAUCUGGACAAAAUGAUUAUGAAAAAGUCACUCCUUUAAUUAUCUACUUCGUUCGCCUUUUGUCUCCUCAAUCCUCUGCUACCCACAUUUCUUUAUCUCCUCUCGUCCCUUCAAAAUUUCCUUCUCUCAUUACUUUCCCUUGUAGAGAAGAGAGAGAGAGAGAAUUGUUGCUUUGUGUGAGACUUGGGAGCCAUGGCUUUUGCAGGAACAACACAGAAAUGUAUGGCAUGUGACAAGACUGUUUAUCUGGUGGACAAACUGACUGCAGACAAUCGUAUCUACCACAAAGCUUGCUUCAGAUGUCAUCACUGCAAGGGCACUCUCAAGCUAGGUAACUACAAUUCCUUUGAGGGAGUUCUAUAUUGCAGGCCACACUUUGAUCAGCUCUUCAAAAGAACUGGCAGUCUCGACAAAAGCUUUGAAGGGACACCAAAAAUUGUCAAACCAGAAAAACCUGUAGACAGUGUGAAACCAAUGGCAAACAAAGUCUCAAGUAUGUUUGGUGGAACAAGGGAGAAAUGUUUGGGCUGUAAGAACACUGUUUAUCCAACUGAAAAGGUGUCAGUGAAUGGAACUGCAUACCACAAGAGCUGUUUCAAAUGCAGCCAUGGAGGAUGUGUAAUUAGCCCAUCCAACUACAUUGCACACGAGGGUCGCCUUUACUGCAAACACCACCAAACUCAACUCAUCAAGGAGAAAGGCAACUUGAGCCAACUUGAGGGCGACCAUGAGAAGGAUUCAACAACAGCAAGAGAAGUUGCUGCCGAAUAACAGUCCACCUUUCUAACUUUUCUUAUCUCGUGUUCUUUUCCACCUCGAUAUUGAUAUUGUCCCUUCUACAAUCUACCAUCUUCCUGUAGUUUAAGAAUGGGUUUAUGGUUAUAAGACUGAAAAGAUUUCUCUGUGUUUAAAUUGACGUGUGUGGACCUUGUUUGUUAUUCUUGGGUUGUGUCGUGAAACACUGGAUGUUACCAAUGAGAUUGAAAAGCUUGUUGUCAAUAUAAUGUGGUGAUUUAUGUACUAGGCUACCAGUAUGAUAUUGUGAGUUUGCAGUCGUAUUGAUGAUUAUAGAAAAAAGAAGUGAAAACCCCAUCAUUUCUGUAAGUCCCUCCUUGUUAGAGAUUCUGAGGCUGAGCAAGGAGCUCUGCAGUAUAUUCGUAGAAGCUGGCAAAUUUCACGAAUACUUUGAAAUUUGUAAGAAGUUGGGGUGUUGAAUCAACAUGUUCCAACUUUUUCAUUCGGUUUGUAGUCAUACCGUAUAGUAGAGUGCAAAAUUCCUUUUAAUGGG